AUGGAGUUUCGUUUCGUCAAUCACGGCCCUGGCCGCCCCAACAACCGCAAGGUCAUUCGUAGCCACGUCAUGAAGGGGAAGAACUCUGGAAAGAGGCACGUCUCCCGGGGCCAGACGAGGAGGAAGCAAGAGACCCCAGAUGGGCCCGCUCCGCCGCCGCCCGGGGACAUUGUUACCACGUUCCGCCGCAUGAUUUCUGUGCCGUUGGCGAAGCCUUGUACCCUUCCGAGUUCUGCCAUCCGCAAGACCCCGUCAAGUCUGCGUGGUUCGACCAACUCCUUACAGACAAAGCCUGUGAGUGCUUCAAGCCGAAAAACAAAAGAUCUAAAAAGUCUCAUACCAUUAAAUUCGAUGGCUCACUAUUCAAAAGUCUUCCACGUCUCCCUCUCAGUGACGGCGGCAUGGCUCGACUUCUUCGAGUACAAGGAGCGCGAAUCACCCGCGGCCAUCGCCCACAUGACGCAGGCCUUUGCCCUCGUCAACCAGAGGCUCUCAGGCCCGGAGAGCACAUCGGACCAGACGAUCGCAUUGGUGUGCAUGCUCGUCUGUCAGGAGUCGAUAAGAGGGGACCUCGAGAGGUACAGGACUCAUCUCCUCGGCCUCACGCGCAUGGUCGAGCUGCGAGGCGGCAUACACGUCUUGGAAGAAAAGGACGACGUCGUGCACAAGAUAUUCCGGUGA
Messenger RNA from Colletotrichum graminicola M1.001, 681 nucleotides. RefSeq lists its product as uncharacterized. Bases 1 to 681 code for a protein of 226 amino acids. Lineage: Eukaryota; Fungi; Ascomycota; Sordariomycetes; Glomerellales; Glomerellaceae. The transcript is spliced from 2 exons. The record is from RefSeq and is a predicted model, not a curated record.